AUGAAAGAUUCGCAUUUUUUCCCCCAUUUAUUUUUAAAGGGGGAAUUAAUGAGGCAGUUUUUGAUGGACGAAGAUGUGUGGCUAUUUAUACAAAAUUUUAAAAUGAAAUUAAAAGAAAGUCCCAACGAUGUUGACAGCUGGUUAGAUUAUCAGCUACACUUGGCGAGAAACAACAUGGGGCAUUUGUUCCACUCGGACAUCCCCCCAUUUGAGCACAUAAAAAAGAACAGCGAAAGUUUUAGCCCCAAGGUAGAUUACGAGGGGGAUAAAAAUUAUGGGCAUCCUAAUGAGUUUGCCAAGCGGAAUGACUUUUCUGAGCAGUGUGGGAGAAGUACCUGUGAUGAUUUGGGCCAACUGGACCGACUCACUCGUCGCAGCGGAGAGGGAGACGAAUCGGGUGAGGAAGAUAAAACAGAUGGAGAGCGAAAGAAGGAUGAGAAGGAUGAGAAGGGGGGGGACAGGACCACCUCUUUAACACUAGGAACAAGCAGAGUGGGCAUAAAUGACAUCCUCAUGAGGAGGUUGUCUCAAAGCGAACAGGAAAGGAAAGGAAGUGGCAGCGUCCACGUGGGGUCUAGCAUUCCCACACAAAAGGAUGACCCACAUUUGGGGGAGAGCAAAACUAGAGCUGAAUCGAGGCACUCCCCAAGUGGGACAGCACAAAGGAGGAGCAGCAGUGUUGGAAGUGAUCUCCAGUUUAGCAGCGAGCGGAAUGAUCACACCGAUGGGCUGACAGAUGAAAAUCCGAAACACCAUCACAGUGGUGAAGAUAUGAUAAUAAAAAAGAGACACGCUGGUAGGGAAGAAGCGAAAGGAGGUACAAACAGUUACAGUGGUGAGGACGAGGAAUGCCACGAAAUUAUGGGAAGGGUGCAGCAACCCAGGGAGAGAAACCACUUGGGGGAUGAAAUUUUUAGCCCCCAAAGGAAGGCAGUAAUGAAGUCGAGAUAUGAGGUGUCCACCACCCCCACGCAGUGUAGUGAGAAGGACGAUAUGAUGAUUACGUUUGGGGAAACUACCCUUAGGGAGGAUGGCACUCAUUGGAAGGGAGACGAUGAUUAUGUUCCCGAUGGUGCAGCGAAAGGAGCGGUCCUUCAGGAGGGAACCCCCCUCGGUGAGGACAAACCUGGGGAUAGAAGCGGGAGACGUCUCAGCGGUGGGAAGCAGCGCCCUGGCGGGAGCACCUCCCCCGUCGAGGAGCCCCUCCAGGGGGAGGUACACAAUAAGGCGGCCCCGAAGAAGGUGCCAACCAAACAGGUGGCAACCAACGAAGUGCCAACCAACGAAGUGCCAACCAACGAAGUGCCAACCAAUGAAGUGCCAACCAACCAGGGGAGCGAAACGCAGCACAGAGCAGCGGCCCCCAUUGCGAGCAAAACUCCAACGGAGGAGAGUCCCCUCCCGAAGAAAAACAAAGCGUUGGAAGGGUCUCCGCAUGAGGAGAAACAAAGCGGAAGUGACCCCACGUAUAACCCGUCAAGUGGAAGCAAAUUUCCAGAUAAAAACAAAAGGGAGGUGCCCAUUGUGAUACCCAAAAUGACCGUAACGAUUGACAAGCUGAUGAACGAGGAGACGGACAGGAAAUUAAAAAAAAUAUUCUGCCAGUGUGAUAACAAAAUGGAUGUAGAUUCAUUCGAAAGGUUGGUAGUGAUCGAUUUUCUAAAAAUUGGAAGAUACAUGAGUCACACGUUGUUCUCUCGCAUUGAGAAAGCAAACGAAGAUUUUGUAACCUGUGAGGAGGUGAGGAAAUACUUCCGCAAUCGUUUUAUCGACGGGACGAAGGAUCCGAGUUACUACGACGAUAGGAGGUAUAGGAGUUCAUUUGAGAGGGGCAAACAGGGGAGCUUAAAAAGUGCCCUUCACGUGGCCACUCCAUUGAAUGGCGGUGUAGAUGAGGAGUCUGCGAACGCAAUUUCGAACUUGCAAAAUGGUGCAACGCAUAUACACUGCGAGGAGGGAGCGCCCCAAGGGGAUGACGGAGGGGGGAGCCAAAAGGGAGAGCUCACAGACGUGCCAUACAAAAAGUGCUCCGUUAUAAACUUCUUCAACGCGAUUAAGGACCAAAGUAGGGACUACAUCGAGUUUAAAGAUUUCGACGUGUUCGUAAGAGAAAUUCUAAAGAGAAACACAUCAUUGCAGUUCCUGCAUGAGCACGUAGAAUUUCUAGAAAGAUACAUAGAGUCAGUCAUCGUGCGGAUAUAUUAUCACAUAGAUGUAAACGACACGAAUAGAGUCUACCUGAAGGAUUUGAGGAAGCACAACUUAGCUCACAUUUGGUGUUGCCUAGAUGACCAUAUAAAAGUGCAGCACGUGAAAAACUACUUUAGCUACUCCCACUUCUAUGUCUACUACUGCACCUUCUGCCAAACGAGCAGCUGCAAAGAUAUGCUCAUUGAUGAUAAUGACCUAUACAGAUUCGAUAACCAUUCAUUGAACGAUUUUAUAGUAAAUAGAAUUUGGUCUAGAAUUUCUAUAAAGUUAGGAGGGCCAAAUGAAAAAUAUAUGUGUCUAAACGAUUGGAUUUAUUUCAUUAUGAAUUAUGAAGACAUGACAUCCAAUCGGGCCAUUGAAUUUUGGUUUAAGCUAAUCGACUUGGAUGCUGAUUGCGUCAUUAGGGAUCAUGAGAUUCAAGUCUUUUUUAAUAUUCAAAUGGAGAGAUUAAAGUCCCACUAUUUAGAGGAACCCAAAUUUGAAGACUGGUUAUGCCAGAUGAAUGAUGCCAUUCAGCCAAAGAAUGAAGGCAAUUUUACUCUAUCUGAUUUUAAAAGGAAUAAGAAAUAUGCCGCCAGAUUUUUCGGUUGCUUGGUUAGCCUUUCCAAGUUACUUGCUUGGGAGAGCAGGGAUGUAUACAAGGAGCUGCAGAUCGAGACGGAGUUCCCCCACGCCACUCCCUGGGAGAUCUUCUGCAAAACGAAGUACGACGAGCUCUGCUACAUGGAGAAUGAGGGCUGCUACGAGGACAACUUUGACUCCUACGACGCGAAGGCCUUCUACGGGCUGGACUCCGACUGA
Messenger RNA from Plasmodium vivax (malaria parasite P. vivax), 3012 nucleotides. RefSeq lists its product as hypothetical. Gene Ontology annotation, cellular component: protein phosphatase type 2A complex. Gene Ontology annotation, biological process: protein dephosphorylation. Gene Ontology annotation, molecular function: protein phosphatase regulator activity. The coding region runs from base 1 to 3012 and encodes 1003 amino acids. The record is from RefSeq and is a predicted model, not a curated record. The transcript has a single exon. NCBI's taxonomy places the organism in Eukaryota, Apicomplexa, Aconoidasida, Haemosporida, Plasmodiidae.